Messenger RNA from Gymnodraco acuticeps, 12758 nucleotides. RefSeq names its product crystallin beta-gamma domain containing 1a (gene crybg1a). The record is from RefSeq and is a predicted model, not a curated record. The transcript is spliced from 23 exons. NCBI's taxonomy places the organism in Eukaryota, Metazoa, Chordata, Actinopteri, Perciformes, Bathydraconidae. Bases 124 to 12060 code for a protein of 3978 amino acids.
UGCUGCCUCGCGGCAACUUGCUCUGCAGGUUAUCCCGGUGAAUCACUCCUUCAGCAGCUAUAAGUAGGACAGCUCUCCUCAUGGUUAUGUUUUCCUUCUCGCACUUUCUGAAUAACAGCCACCAUGAGUAAGUCUAGCUCCCUGAAAGUAAAGAACUUAUUUAAAAGCAAAUCACCUGAUAAAGAAAGCAAGGAGCGGAAAAGGUCCGAUGUAGCAGCGUCCAGCCUCCGGGACAGGUCGGACACUCUGCCGGCAAACCUCGGUCCCUUAAACCCGGGAGACAGCGUCACUCUGCCCGGGGAUGUUUUACCCAUUUCCCCGAAAGAAAAGAAGCCAAGGAGGCUGUUGUCGUUUAAGAUUAAACGAAAGAAAUCCAAGCAGAACGAAGAAGCAGGAGGAGAUGUGUUCUUCCCUGAUGAACUGGACAGCUUCCAAAGCAACAAGAACUUCGACCAGAUGAGUGUUUGCACAGAGUCGGACUGGGACCCCGAGUCCUCCUCCAUGAUCAGCUUUGACAUGAACCAGCCACACCACCCUUCCUCACCCUCCAAAUUCUUCAAGGGUUCGGAGGAGAAGAGGGGAAUGAUGGAUCGCCUCUCCCACUUCUUCAACAAGAGAAAGAAGAGCACUAGGCAUCGCUCAGAUGCCUCCAGCGAUGGAACCACCCCAACAUCCCCCCUGUCUCCAUGUUCGCCCCUGCCCCUAGAGGAGGAUGGGCUGAAGACGCCAACUCCAUCUCGAAAAGACAUUGAGGGAGCAGAGUAUGGCGACACACUCAGCCAAAACUCGAGUCCGAGCGGCUCCAGCGUCAUCUCUCUGUUGACAGGGGAUGCAGACCUCCCGUUUGCAGACAGUAACAGCAGUGGCAGUGUGAGGGAGGUUCAUAUGUGCAGGGUCAGCACAGCCAGCAUGGAGAGGAAGUCUGGGAAUGUGACUCCAACCACUCUGGAUCUCACUACCACAACGCAACCAAGUGCUGAGUCAGGCUUUGCAGAGUCGGUGGCGGAGGAAGUAAGCAGGAGGCUGAGCAGUUUGGAUGGAAAUACUGUGAAAAAUACAGAGAAUAAGAGCUCCACAUUUAAAAUCUCCCUUUCCAAUGCAGCUGAGAACCCAAAGUCACCAAACUUAACCUCUAUAAGCUUGGGAACAAAGACAACGUCAGUGAAAAUUGGAGAUAAGGGGCACAGCACCGCCUUGAGAGGAAUAACUUUAGGCUCUCGUUCGUCUACCUCGCGCCCCGCCACGACCCAAAAGGAGGGCGGAGACUCUCCGUACUUAGUGAGGGAAGACAAGAGGAGGGGUCAGGUAUUCUCUUGGGACACUGAAGCCUCGGAUUGGAGCCCAUCACCUGAAAAAGAGAAAGUGCCUGAAGGGGGUUCUCCUGUCUUCUACAAAGCAUUAUGGGUGGAAACACACCUGGGACCAGAGGAGGACGUGGGGAGGGAGGGGGAGAAAGAGAAGGAUAUAAUGAAACAAGAGGAGGAAGGCUUCAGAGCAGACUCUCCUCCCGUGCUAGCUAUACCUGUUAGAGUCAUUCCUGAGGACGACUCUCUCCCCCAGAGCGCGGCAGACUGCCCCUCCACCCCCUCUGAGAGUCUGCCGUCCGGUGGAAGCCUGCCAGAAUCAGACCUCUCCUUGGCACUGACUACAGGGGAGUUUCAAACAACAGUACCACAGCCGGAGGAGCCUGGCACAGGCUCAAAGCAAAGUUCACUUCAGGACAAACGAAGGGUGAGAGAACACCGCGUUUCGCGCAAGUCUGUGAAUCUGCCUUCCAAAGUGUUUGCCCAUAAGGUGCGCGUCAGCCCCGAGACAAGUUUGGAUGGGGACGAAGCAGCGGAAGAGGAGCUCAGCAGAGAUUCAACUACAAAGACUUCAGACGCAACACAAGUGAAACUACUGCCAAGCCUCCAGGACAACAACAAUGUGGAACUUAAGGAUGCCAACCUUGAGCCAUUUCCAAUAACAGACGUCACAACACACUCUGAAACAAACACUCCUGAACCCCUAGUUAUAGAAAAAACAGAGUCUGAGGCCUCCGAUUUUGAUGAUAUCUCUGCAAACUCAGACAUGUUCAGAGCAAAGUCACAAGCGCCUGGGUCUGGGUUAAAAGGCCAAGGAACUGCUCAGGCUCAGCCCUCUAAACGAGGGGUUAAAGCAGCAGCAGAAAGUCAGCAUACCACAGCAAGUGGAGCAAAGGCCCCGUCAUCAGCAGCUGGCAGCAAGGACAAACUUGUGACAACAAAGGCUAAAGCCUCCACAGAGAGAACAAAAGUGGGAACUUCCAGUGAUAUUCCAGCACAGAGGGAACCUAGCAAUGAUAAAACAGCUUCUAUGUUACCAACAUUAAAAGACCAAAUCACCAGUGGUCCCUUAAGUCCAACUGCUACAAAGUCUAAAAUCCCCAAAAGGUUAGGAUCGGAUGCUGAUGUGAAAUCACCAGUGACACCAGAUAAAAUGCCAGUGGCUGAUACUUCCGGGUCAGUGUUCACUGAGGCCUUGAAAUCUCCGGUGAGUCCAACCAGAGCUGUCAGGGAACAAAGUUUUGAAGAAGCCAAGGGAGGCCGAGCUCUGUCAGGGAACAUUUCUCCAACAAAAACAACAAACAAGACAGGAACAAAGCUUAUUAAAGAAAAGCCAAAUGAGGUCAGUGACUCUAUAAAGCUGGUAAAUGGCCUGGAGAAUGACCACGAGGAGAGUAUUGUUAAAGCAGGACACCAAACGGACAGGGAGGGUAAUGCCUCCUCGGCAUUAAAGAGCCGAUUACCCAUUUCAUCUCCUACAAGAAAGAAGAAUGUUGAUACAACUCUAACAAGUGGCACCAACUUCAAAAGAAUGACACAUGAUCAGACCGAUUUAGACAUAUCCAAGACAGAACAGAAGCUAAAGCAGCAAGAAGUAAUUCCUGAUGAGAGGCCUGGUGGUGCAUCACCACCUUCACUGCCUGAAAGUCCCAAGAAAGGAGGUAUGCUGUCACCAAGAUCAUCCAAUCGCCCCACUAAAAGAAGCAUCAGCCAAGAAGACAGUGACACACGCGCCACUAGUAUCUCUCCACCUCCCACCAAGCAAGAGAAACCCUUCUCUUCAAGGCUCUCCAAACCCAGCGACUUCAAAUGCCAAAAAAGUCCAGUCCCAUCGCCUGUAAGCAAGCUUCCUACAAGAGGUGAGAGAAGCCCCAACAAAGUAAGAUCCAGAAAACCUUCACCAACUGAGAAUUCUGUGAGCACAUCCACGUCCAAACAGGAGGACUCAAAUCAGAACAAAGCGUCUGAGAGUGUCAAAGCAGAUCAAGUGAAAGACAAUUCCAUUGGUGACAUAUUUGUAUUCGAUUCUCUAUCAAAAGAAGGAAAAGAGCAUGCAAUAAAACUCACAGACAGUAUAGGUGAAAACAAAACAAAAGGAAAAGGGUCAAAAGAAUUAGAGAAGAGCAUAACCAGUCCUGCAACAGAGGAUAUUUCAAACAUCCAACAAAUACAAAACAAUGAUGCAAUUAUUCCAGAAAAGGCUCAAAUAAUAGUUACACCACUAAAAGGCUCAGGGGCUGAGGCGUUGCCAAGCAGUGAUGCUGCCAAGGCAAGUCCAUCUCAGAUGCUUAUUUCUGAUGUAGUUACUGGUGCAAAACUCGAUUUGCAACCCACUACAGCUCACAUUCAAAGUGAAAACACCAAGCAGGAACAGGAAACAGCACCAAAGAUUUGUCCAGAAGAAGUGAAAGAGAAAGACAAUUCAGAGGCAACGCAGCUAAUAGGUAACAGAAAACCAGAUUCAAUCAAAGAUAGAGGCCUUCCAGAGCCAAACUCUGGCGUGUUGGCGAAGGACACAAUACCCGCCUAUGAGGAUGUAAGUGGUAUGUCAGCAAAAGCUGUUGUCGUUGGCAGCACUCACUGUGACAAAAUGGCCCGUUCUGAUCUGGAUCAUGUUUUACCAGGGAGUGUUUCCUUUAAAGAAACAAAUAAGGUCCCUUCUAAGGAAUAUAAUGGCAGAAAUAGUCUUCCCGCUAAAGACCAAGAUGCUGAACCAAAAGCUGUAUUAGCAAGCACUUCCAUUGAUACUGGUGUUGACCUGGCCAGAACAGAGCAGCAAAAUGAGUUAUUGAAGGAUCAAAUUAUUAAAAAUGAUAGAUUUCCCACAUCGAGCAGAGAUUUAUCAGAUGAUUUUAAAGAGAAACGUAUGGAGGAGGUUGGCAAGAAACCAGCAGAGGGUUUGGACAUUCAAACAGAGGCUGUGACUGUUUGUGAAUUGCAAAAGAAUGUUGAAAAUCAGAUGGACAAAGAGCCUCUUUUACUGCCAGGAGAAUGUGAAAGAGAUGAGAAAGACUCAAAACCAAAUAAAAAGCUAAAUGAUACUGUGGUGGAAAGUGCUGACUCACAGAGCAGUUGCAAAAAGGAGCUGAAGCGCAUAACUGUUGAGGAUGAAGAAAGAAAAUACCUUACAAAACCACAGAAGCCAACAGAUCUUUCAUCAGGAAAGAAAUGUUCACAGCCUGACUCAGAGGACGGAAUACAGACGGUAGUUACAGAUGCCCUGGAAGAGAAGAAGUCUGAGCAAGCAAAAAGUGCACUCCAGGACAAUACAACCGGUUUGGUUGAUACAAAGAAGCAAUGUGAGAUCCUCUUAAAGGAAAUUGAAGAGAGUGGUGAUCAGGAAAAUGAUCAGCACAUGAACACUCAAACUUUGGAAAAUGAACAGGAACCAAAAGUAAUUCUUACCAAAGAUAAGAAGAUCGGGGAUAAUGAGGCAAAACAGGGGGACAAACAAGCUGACGUUGCUAAGAAAAUAAGCACUACAACUACUAAGAGUAAAACAAAGGAAGUAUCAAUGCAGAAUUUACCAAAUGAGAAUUCUGAAGUUAGGAAACAAAAGGAACAGAAGACGUUAAAAGCUGGAAAUCGAGAUGGGGAUAAAGCAGAGGAGAAUGCUAAUGGAUCAGCAAAAUCCAAUGGUUCAAAUGCUAACCUAGAACAGAAACCUGCAACAGAAACAGUUCCAAAGAAGACAACAAAAAGCCAUUUUUCACAAAUGGAUACAUCUCAAGAACUAAAAGCAGUAAACAGUGAAACCCAGAGUGCUCAAGGUACUACAGACAAGACUGAAACAAAAGAUACACCAAUCAAAAGUUUGGUGAAUGAGACUCCAAUUGUAAAUGCUGAAGUAAGCAAACAGAAAGACCAGAUGUCCACACUUGUGAGAGAGCAAGAUGAAGACAUUACAAGACCAGAGAAAAACCAAUUCAUAAAAUCCAAACAUCCAAAAUCUAACCUGCAACAGCAACCACAGACAGACAAAACUCAAGUUCAAAAGAAACUACUGGAGGAACAGAUUUCACAAGGUGAUACAACUCAAGAACUCCGACCUAUGUACAAUGAAGAUUGUACAAAAACUGACCUGAAACAGGAAGCAGAAGCGGUUCAAUCAGAAGCUCCAGAGAAGAAAUCAGAAAGCCGAAUUAAAGAUCUAAAGGUUGCAACCACCAAAACUCAGAGUGUUGAGGGAGCUAAAAAGAAGACUGAAACAAAGAAUUCAUCAACAAAGGAUCAGAAGUCUGUAAUUGCUAAAGAUCAACAUGAGGACAUAACCAAACCAGAUACAAAUAAAUCAACAGUAUCCAAAACUCCAAGUACUGACGUGAUACAGGAAGUGCAAAAAUCAGAAGCACCAAAGAAGAAAUCAGAAAACCAAACUCAAGAACCAAAGCUUGCAAGCACGAAAACGUUGAGUGGUAGUGUAGCUAAAGAGAAGACUCAAACAAAGGAUUCAUCAGUAAAGAGUUUGGUGAGUGAGACGUCAACUGCGAACGCUAGCAGUGAAGUUAGCAACCAACAGGUUCAGAAGUCUGUAAUUGUUGAAGAUCAUCAUCAGGGCAUAACCAAACCAGAUACCAAUAAAUCAACAGUAUCCAAAACUCCAAGUACUGAUGCGAAACAGGAAGUGAUGAAAGUAGAAAUGCCAGAAAAGAAAUCAGGAGGACAAAUUCAAGAACCAAAGGUUGUAAGCACAAAAACCUUGAGCGCUGGUGGACCUAAAGAGAAGAGUGAAACAAAGGAUUCAUCAGGAAAGAACUUGGUGAGUAAGACAUCAACUGCGAACGCUAGCAGUGAAGUUAGCAACCAACAGGAUCAGAAGUCUGUAAUUGUUAAAGAUCGUCAUGAGGACAUAACCAAACCCGAUACCAGCAAAUCGACAGAAUCCAAUUGCACCGAGGCUGACCUGAAACAGGAAGUGGUACAAACAGAAGCUCCAGAGAAGAAAUCAGAAAGCCGAAUUAAAGAUCUAAAGGUUGUAAAUACUGAAACUCAAAGUGCAUCUGGUAUCAAAGAAAAGACAGAAACAAAAGAUUCAUCAGUCAAGAGUGUCGGAGGUAAGGUAGCAAAGACAUUCAAAACUCCAAAGGUAUCAGAAAGCAACAGUCAAGAACUAAAGAUUGCAACCACCAAAACUCAGAGUGUUGAGGGAGCUAAAAAGAAGACUGAAACAAAGAAUUCAUCAACAAAGGAUCAGAAGUCUGUAAUUGCUAAAGAUCAACAUGAGGACAUAACCAAACCAGAUACAAAUAAAUCAACAGUAUCCAAAACUCCAAGUACUGACGUGAUACAGGAAGUGCAAAAAUCAGAAGCACCAAAGAAGAAAUCAGAAAACCAAACUCAAGAACCAAAGCUUGCAAGCACAAAAACGUUGAGUGGUAGUGUAGCUAAAGAGAAGAGUGAAACAAAGGAUUCAUCAGGAAAGAGUUUGGUGAGUGAGACGUCAACUGCGAACGCUAGCAGUGAAGUUAGCAACCAACAGGAUCAGAAGUCUGUAAUUGUUGAAGAUCGUCAUGAGGACAUAACCAAACCCGAUACCAGCAAAUCGACAGAAUCCAAUUGCCCCAAGGCUGACCUGAAACAGGAAGUGGUACAAACAGAAGCUCCAGAGAAUAAAUCAGAAAGCCGAAUUAAAGAUCUAAAGGUUGUAAGUACUGAAACUCAAAGUGCAUCUGGUAUCAAAGAAAAGACAGAAACAAAAGAUUCAUCAGUCAAGAGUGUCGGAAGUAAGGUAGCAAAGACAUUAGAAACUCCAAAGGUAUCAGAAAGCAACAGUCAAGAACUAAAGGUUGUAAGCCCCAAAAGUCAGAGUGUUGAGGGAGCUAAAAAGAAGACUGAAACAAAGGAUUCAUCAACAAAGCUUUUGGUGAAUGAGACGUCAACCGGGAAUACUAACUAUGACGUUAGCAAGCGACAGGAUCAGAAGACUGUAAUUGCUAAAGAUCAACAUGAGGACAUAACCAAACCAGAAACAAAUAAAUCAACAGUAUCCAAAACUCCAAGUACUGACGUGAUACAGGAAGUGCAAAAAUCAGAAGCACCAAAGAAGAAAUCAGAAAACCAAACUCAAGAACCAAAGCUUGCAAGCACAAAAACGUUGAGUGGUAGUGUAGCUAAAGAGAAGACUGAAACAAAGGAUUCAUCAGUAAAGAGUUUGGUGAGUGAGACGUCAACUGCGAACGCUAGCAGUGAAGUUAGCAACCAGCAGGAUCAGAAGAAUGUAAUUGUUGAAGAUCAUCAUCAGGGCAUAACCAAACCAGAUACCAAUAAAUCAACAGUAUCCAAAACUCCAAGUACUGAUGUGAAACAGGAAGUGAUGAAAGUAGAAACGCCAGAAAAGAAAUCAGAAAGAAAAAUUCAAGAUCCAAAGGUUGUAAGCACAAAAACCUUGAGCGCUGGUGGACCUAAAGAGAAGAGUGAAACAAAGGAUUCAUCAGGAAAGAGCUUGGGGGGUAAGACAUCAACUGCGAACGCUAGCUUUGAAAUUAUCAACCAGCAGGAUCAAAAGACUGUAGUUGUUAAAAAUCAACAUGAGGACAUAACCAAUCCAGAUACCAGCCAAUCAAAAGAAUCCAAACCUCCAAAUGCUGACCUGAAACAAGAGGUGGUAAAAACAGAAGCACCAGAGAAGAAAUCAGAAAUCCAAAUUAAAGAAUUAAAGAUUGUAAGCAACAAAACCCAAAGUGCUGGUGGAGCUAAAGAGAAUACUGAAACAAAGGUGACAUCAGUAGAGCGUUUGCUGAAUGAGACGGUGAAUUCGGAAGUUAACCAUGAAGUUAGCAACCAACAGGAUCAGAAGUCUGUAAUUGUUGAAGUUCAACAUCAGAACAUUACCAAAGCAGAUACAAGAACACGCCCAAAGGCUGACCUGAGAAAAAAAGCACAAGAGAAGAAAUCAGAAGGCCAAAUUCAAGAACUAAAGGAUGAAUGCACUAAAACUCAGAGGGUAGAAAGAACUAAAGAAAAGACUGAAACAAAGGAUUUACCAAUGACGAGUUUGGUGAAUGAGAUUGUUAUUGAGAAUGCUAACUUUGAAGAUAGCACAGAAAAGGAGCAGAAGCCCUCAGUUGUCAGAGAUGAACCUUUAAGGAUUAAUAAACCAGAGAAUGUCACUGGUCAAUCCACAGAUUUUAAAGCAGCCAACAAGAAUGAUGAGAAACAAAAUAAAAUUAAAGAAAGGAAAGAAGGCGUUGAAAUAUCAAAUAAAGUGACAAAGCAGGAAAAUCAGCAGAAGAAGGCAUCAAAGUUAGAUGCUCACCAAGAGUCAGAAAGCAUUUCAGUGAAAGAUGCAUCUAGCAAAAUAAGUGGUGCAGAACAAAAAGACAAGCCCACUGUUGUUCCAGAGAUGGGACAUUAUAGCACUGAUGCUCAGAAGAAGGAUGAAGACACCAAAGAAAAAACUAAAACAGGCAGUGGUUUCAAACGGGAACAGCAGACUUUAGAAAAAGAGAAAACCAGAAACCUCAAUGAUCCACAAAAGCCUGCAAGCCCAUCACUCAACGGCAGUUUGUCUCUUUCUGCAACAGCGGAAGCACCCGCAACAUCUCAAAGUCCUCAGCUAAAGAAGGAAUCUCCAUCUAGUUGGUUAGAGUUAGAGCAUCCGAAGCAGAAGAAGGCGCAUAAAAGAAUACUAAAGGCCUCGGCAAGUGAGGAUGAAUCUCUUGAUCCUGAUGACUAUGAUGAGUUAAUCAGGAGCAUUAAGGAGGGCAGCAUUCCUUUCUCACUGCCUCCCAAGAAGCAUAUUUGUAAAAGGUUCCCGUCUCCACCUCUUACUUUGUCGCCUAUCAUUGAGGACCAUUUUGAACCAUUUGAUCGAGAGCAAUUCCAGUUCGGCUUAGGGAAAAAUGGUGCAGGUUUUAAGGACCCUCCCCUAUUAUCUAUGGUGAUGAAACAGAAAGCAGCUAGUAGGGAAGGGCUGUUUCUGAAACGAGAACAGGAUAAUGCCAAUUGCACAUCUAGAGGCCAAAUGAAUUCACUUGAUGAGGUGGAAGGCAAAGAUGGAGUUAAAGAGGGGGAUAAUACUGAAAAUGGACAAGAAGAGGGAAAUAACAAUGGACAAGAGGCAGGGAAGCUGACAUCACGACUUGGGAGGAUGUCCAUCCUCUCCAGCUUAAUGAAUUCCCCUCGGUCCUCCAGGAAGGCCAAAGAGGAAGUUGCCUCUGACACAAAUAGCACGCUUUCUACUCCACAACAGGACCUGCUCUCGCUUGGAAAGAAAGGAGUGUUUGAUUCAUUUCUGCCUGCAGAUAAGAAGGGUGUGAAAGGUAAAGACCAAGGCUCACUUGUUGGUGGUGGUAUAGGUGCAGUUAGUGAGUCAGCAGUCAACGCCUCCUCUCCUCCUCCUCCCGCUCUCCCGUCGUUCUCAGAGUUAAAGCAGCCUGUUCAUUCAGAGAAGUACCUCAAGAAGAACAAAUCAGAGUCUGAAGCCUCCAGCGGCUCUACACAUAUGACUAAAACUGAACUAGGUCCUAAGGGUGCGACAAUGGACCAGACCCCAAUAGAAGUACCAAAUGUUGAAGAGAGCCUGAAGGGCCCCGCAGCACUGCCUCCAACCAGCGAGAACAGCCAGCAGACUUCCCUGAAUGGACUAACUAAACCUAAGCCUAAGACACCUGCAGUAAGAGGGUUCCACAAAAGGCCUGGAAAGAUUGUCGUACAUGAGCAAGACCAAUUUGGAGGGCAGCAGUUUGAACUGUACUGUGAUGUAGAGGAUGCCACCACGAUGAAGCUGUCCCCUGUCAUCUCAGUCAGAGUCAUCAGAGGAUGCUGGCUGCUUUAUGAGAAACCUGGCUUCCAGGGUCGUAUCAUCGCCCUGGAGGAAGGUCCUAUGGAUCACUUAGUGAAUAUGUGGGCAGAGGAAGGGACCCCGACCACACCAGAUGCAAUGGGUCAGCCUGUACCAACAUCACCUAUGGUCAUAGGCUCUAUUCGACUGGCAGUUAGAGACUAUAGCAUUCCCCAUAUUGACCUGUAUCCUGAGGUCAAUGGGAUGGGGAGGAUGACCUCUUACUAUGAAGAGACUGUGGAGAUUGGCUCGUACAGUAUGCCGCAGACCACUGGCUCCAUUAAGGUUCAUUCUGGAGUCUGGUUGGUGUACACUGAUCCAGGGUUUGGAGGGUUUGUGGGAGUGCUGGAGGUGGGGGAGUAUCCCUGCCCAGAGGCCUGGGGCUUCCCUCAGCCCUUCAUCGGCUCGCUCAGACCCCUCUGCAUGGGAGCGAUAAAGGUGGAGCAUCCUCAUGAAAGAAAGGCCUUAGUGUUUGAGAAGCCCAACUUUGACGGAGAGUGCAUAGAGGUAGAGGGUGAUGUGUACAACUUGCAAGAAGAACUGGAAGAGGAGAAAACGGGCAAACCAGAGGAGAAAAAGAAGACCCUGUCUGCAGUGGGUUCUAUAAAGAUACUUGGCGGUUUCUGGGUGGGUUAUCUAGAGGGGGACUUUGAGGGGCAGCAGUACAUCCUGGAAGAGGGGGAGUAUCCUCACUGCAGUGACUGGGGGGGGUCUGAGGAUGGGCUCCUGUCACUUCGGCCUGUGUGCACAGAUUACCUCUCCCCUCACGUUAAACUGUUCAUGGACCGGCACUUUGAUGCACGAGGGCUCAAUGUGGACUUGCUGGGACCUGUCCCCAACAUGCAGGACGUCGCCCAUGGUUGCAAAACACAGUCUGCCAACGUCAUGGGUGGAGUGUGGGUGUGCUUUGAGCAGCCCGGCUUCAGUGGAGAGCUCUACGUCCUGGAGAGGGGCCUCUACGCAGGCCCUGAGGACUGGGGGGCCCAGAACCCCAAGAUCUCCUCCAUCCAGCCGGUCUUCCAUGACCCACUGAUGGGAACGACUAAAUUCAAGAUGCAGCUGUUUUCUGAGGCAGACUUCCAGGGCAGGCUGGUGUCUCUGGAGGACAGCACAGCGGCUCUGGAUGAGGACUUCACCCCCCGGUCCUGUAGGGUGCUGGCUGGCAGCUGGAUGUUAUAUGAAGGGGCUCAGUUCACAGAGAACAUGUAUGUGUUGGAGGAGGGAGAAUACCCCAAUGCAGAGGCCAUGGGCUUCCUGUCCUCAGACUGCACCGUCCGCUCCAUACAGACCACGGGACAUGAGUUUUCUCUGCCCUCCAUCGUGCUGUUCAGUAAGGUGGGCUGCAGGGGUCGCAGGGUGGUCCUGAGUCAUGAAGCUGUGAACCUGCAGCAGGCCGGCCUGGACACACGCACACGCUCCCUGGUGGUGGAGGGAGGAAUGUGGGUGUUGUAUGAAGGCAGUAACUUCCGGGGUCGACAGCUUCUUCUGCAGCCGAGUGAGGUGCUGGAUUUAUGGAAGUCCAGAGGCAUGCAGCAAAUAGGAUCCCUGCGACCUUUAGUCCAGAAGCAGAUGUACUUCCGUCUGAGGAACAGGGAGACAGGAAGUGUGCUGUCUCUGACGGGGACUCUGGACGACAUCAAGCUGAUGAGGGUUCAGGCUGUGGAGGAGACGGGGGGGCUGGAGCAGGUCUGGCUCUAUCGGGGCGGGCAGAUGAGCUGCAAGCUGGUGGAGGACUGUUUCCUGGAGACCUCAGGCAGUAUUGUGAUGGAGGGCAGCAGGCUGUGUGUCACCCCGGUGCGAGGCAACGGCAACCACCUGUGGAACAUCAGCCCUGAUGGUCUGGUGCACUGUGUCCUGAAACCUCAGCUGGUGCUGGAGGUCAAAGGUGGACAUCAGUAUGACAAGAACCUGGUGGUCCUGAACAUAUGUGAGGAAAGAGAACUGAACCAAAGGUGGACCUUGGACAUCCUGUGAUCUGAUGAGCCUCCACUCACACUGAACCCUGUGAUGCAGCUCCGUCGGGGUUGCCCACUCCACAGAGAGGGAGCAUCGGAUCAAUCGUUGCACCUUUGUGUGGAGUUCUGACUGUUGAGGGGAACCAUUGACUGGAUCAACAAUAUAACUAUGUUCUUAGAGUAGAUUGAAUGAUUGAGUUGUGUACAAAUAUUACAUAUUUCUUUGCCACUAUAGACCAAAGACUCCAUGCACACAUCUCUAUGUUUUCACUGCUUAUAGAGAGGACUCAGCCCUGGUUCAAUGCUGCACACUUCUCUUUACUUUAUGGUACAUUUCUACUGGUUCCUUUGUCUUAUUUCUGAUCAUGUCUGCAUAUAUGAAUGUAUAGUGUAUAUUGAGAGCUGCUGCAUUAUGAAGUCUGACGUGCACACUCCUAAGAUGUAUUCUUUUUUUUAUCAAUGUAGAUUUAAAAUAUCUAUUGUAGAGUUUGGAUAUCUUGUUAGGACUUUUCACAAGCUGUACCCUACUGCAUCAAGUUGUACAUAAGCAUCAAGUGUAUAUAUUUGAGAUGAAAUUUCCUAGCAGAACUGCAACAACUAUGCUGCCCACUGCUGUAAAGAUGUGAAUGUAUGAGAGAAAGCUGUCGCACAUGAAAAUAAGAAUGCCGUUUUCUUUCUUUUGUCUUUUUUAGAAAAUAAAAGAUUUUAAUAACUUGU